Molecule: messenger RNA, 1428 nt
Organism: Coregonus clupeaformis (lake whitefish)
Lineage: Eukaryota; Metazoa; Chordata; Actinopteri; Salmoniformes; Salmonidae
Product: acyl-CoA-binding domain-containing protein 6
Exons: 8
Coding region: 198-1088 (296 amino acids)
Molecular function (GO): fatty-acyl-CoA binding; protein binding
Source: RefSeq, a predicted model, not a curated record
GUGGGUUGUACCACAGACUGACCAUUCGUGCAAAGUGAAAGCAUGUCCGACUAAAUACGGGAAAAUAAUUAUUCGCGAUAACGGAUUAAAUCAUUAGAAAUCCGAUACAUAUUAUAUAUACGUAGCCUGUAUAAAAUACUGAGAGCGACAAUAUAAGGUUGUCACUGAUUUUUUUUUAACCGUCUUUAUUUUCGACAAUGGCAUCACGCUCUCCAUCGUCUUCCCCUGAUUCUGCCACAGGCUCAGGUACCGACCCAGCUCGGCCUGAUACAGGAGAUCCUCUCGGCGGAGGAUCGGACUCCGACUCAGAUCUAGGACUAGGGAAAUUCGACUGCGGUGCAGGUGACCCUGGUCAUCGACUGGAAGGGGAGGAAUUGGAACACGAAUUUGAGGCAGCAGCAGACCGUCUUCGAGAUCUACUUCAGACGGCCAGUAGGGAACAACUGUUGUACCUGUAUGCUAGGUAUAAACAGGUCAAGGUUGGAAAGUGCAAUACAGCAAAGCCUGGGUUUUUCGAUUUUGAAGGUCAAAGAAAAUGGACAGCAUGGAAGCAGCUUGAGGACAUGAGCGCAGAACAGGCCAUGCAGGAGUAUGUUUCGUGCGUAACUUCACUAGACCCAGACAGCAGUCAGAAGGAGAGAAGAGAGCGUAGGACAGGAUUUGGAGGCCCAACAGUCAGUUCCCUCUACCAAGAAGAAAUGAUCAGGGAAGAAGACAAGAACAUAUUUGACUACUGCAGAGAGAACAACAUAGAACACAUUACCACGGCUAUCAGUUCCAAGGAAGUGGAUGUCAACGCAAAAGAUGAAGAGGGCAGAAAUUUGCUCCACUGGGCCUGUGACAGAGGACACAAAUACCUGGUGUCUGUGUUACUGCAAAACAGCGCUGACAUCAACAGCCAGGAUGAUGAGGGCCAGACAGCACUACACUAUGCGUCUGCGUGUGAGUUUGCUGACAUAGUGGAGCUGCUUCUACAGGCUGGGGCAGACCCUUCCGUUAAGGACCAGGAGGGCUCUCUGCCCGAGGAGGUCACUGAAUCCAGCACCAUAUCCUCACUGCUGCGCCAGUACACUGCCUCCAAUGGCUAGGCCCAGCUUCGCCAUCCCCUCCCCUCCCUCUCCUCCCCCUCUAGCCUGUGCCCACCCCAGACCUAGCAUCCAACCCUCUCAGUAAUGAUGAUGAUGAUGUUAUGUUUUUUAUUGUCAUAUACACCGGAUAGGUGCAAUGGUCUUCCCACUCUGACAGUGCAACACACCACAACGUCAUCUCUCAUGUCACAUUCCAAGGAAUCCAUCCAUCAUCAUUGCUAUUUAAAAAAUGAAUAAGUUCAACCAAAAAGAGGAUCCUUCAGUUCCUUCUGACUUUUUCAGAUGUUGUGUGUUACCUUUGGUUGUCUUGUGUUUGCUGAUUAAAAAUCUUUAAAAGACA